Molecule: messenger RNA, 1536 nt
Organism: Gymnodraco acuticeps
Lineage: Eukaryota; Metazoa; Chordata; Actinopteri; Perciformes; Bathydraconidae
Gene: ckmt2a
Product: creatine kinase, mitochondrial 2a (sarcomeric)
Exons: 8
Coding region: 1-1344 (447 amino acids)
Biological process (GO): phosphocreatine biosynthetic process
Cellular component (GO): mitochondrion
Molecular function (GO): creatine kinase activity
Source: RefSeq, a predicted model, not a curated record
AUGGCUGGCUCUUUCACACGUAUGAUCGCCGGACGCAACGGGGCUGUGCUGUUGGCCAGCCUGGGCGCGGGAACCAUGGCGACUGGUUUCCUGAUGAGUGAUAACCCCCUAGCUGCUGAGGUCAGGACAAAGCUCUACCCCCCCAGCUCUGAUUUCCCCGACCUGAGAAAACACAACAACUGCAUGGCCAAGGCUCUGACUCCGGCCAUUUACGGCAGACUGAGGGACAAGAUCACCCCCAACAACUGGACCCUGGACCAGUGCAUCCAAACCGGAGUGGACAACCCCGGACACCCUUUCAUCAAGACCGUGGGCUGUGUGGCUGGUGAUGAGGAGAGCUACGAGGUGUUCUCUGAACUCUUUGACCCCAUCAUCAAAGACAGGCACAACGGCUACGACCCCACCACCAUGACUCACCCCACUGACCUGGACGCCUCCAAGGUGUUUACACCACUGCAUGAGCCCUGCAUCCACCUGCUGUUCUUUAAUGUAUUAAAACUAUUUUUCUUUCUCGCCUCUUUCUCCAACCUCCAGAUAACCAAUGGCGUGUUUGACGACAAAUACGUCCUGUCGUCCCGUGUCCGCACUGGGCGCAGUAUCCGCGGGCUGAGCCUCCCCCCCGCCUGCUCCAGGGCGGAGCGCCGUGAGGUGGAGCGGGUGGUGGUGAUGGCCCUGGCCGGCCUGAAGGGAGACCUGGCCGGACGCUACUACGGCCUGCAAGACCUGACAGACAAGGAGCAGCAGCAGCUCAUUGACGACCACUUCCUGUUUGACAAGCCUGUCUCUCCUCUGUUGACAUGUGCCUUUAUGGCCAGAGACUGGCCUGACGCCAGGGGCAUCUGGCACAACAAUGAGAAGACCUUCCUGAUCUGGGUGAAUGAGGAGGACCACACCAGAGUCAUCUCCAUGGAGAAGGGAGGCAACAUGAAGAGAGUGUUUGAGAGAUUCUGCAGAGGACUCAAACAGGUGGAACAGCUGAUCCAGGAGAGAGGCUGGGAGUUCAUGUGGAACGAGCGUCUGGGAUACAUCCUCACAUGUCCCUCCAACCUGGGCACUGGACUCAGGGCUGGCGUGCACGUGCGCCUGCCAAAUCUCAGCAAGGACACACGUUUCUCCAAGAUCCUCGACAACCUGCGGCUGCAGAAAAGAGGCACAGGUGGAGUGGACACAGCUGCCACUGGAGACACCUUUGACAUUUCCAACAACGACCGUCUGGGCAAAUCUGAGGUGGAGCUUGUCCAGAUGUUGGUGGAUGGCGUCAACUACCUGAUUGAAUGUGAGAAGAAGAUGGAGAAGGGACAGGACAUCAAAGUCCCGUCUCCCGUCACCCAGUUCAGGAAGUAAAAAGCUCAACUCAUCACAGCACCGGUGUUAGUGGGGGGGCUCUCUGCUCCGAGCUCCCCCCAAACCUCAGAGACGUCUGAUUGCAAAUCUUUAUGAUAACCUAAUUUUAGUCAUGGACUGCAGUUAGGGGGGAUUCUACCUCAAGUUCCAGGUCAUCACUAUUCCUGACUUCAAUAAAAACAAUAAUAAACA